This is a messenger RNA of Polistes dominula (European paper wasp), 1224 nucleotides long. RefSeq names its product V-type proton ATPase subunit e 2. Gene Ontology annotation, biological process: proton transmembrane transport. Gene Ontology annotation, molecular function: proton-transporting ATPase activity, rotational mechanism. NCBI's taxonomy places the organism in Eukaryota, Metazoa, Arthropoda, Insecta, Hymenoptera, Vespidae. The record is from RefSeq and is a predicted model, not a curated record. Gene Ontology annotation, cellular component: plasma membrane proton-transporting V-type ATPase complex; proton-transporting V-type ATPase, V0 domain.
GUAUCGAUAUUUUCACUCAUGUGAUUACUACACACACCUGAGAAGCAAAUCCGCUGGUUGAAAUUCAUAUAUUUUUUUAAUAUAUUCUACCUGUUUCUUUUUAAAAAAUUUAAAAGUCUCGAGAAAUGGCAGCAUCCAUAGCACCAGUAUUAAUAUUCACCAUUUUAUGGGGAGCAGUUGGGAUUGCAUUCCCGUGUUUUGUGCCUACUGGACCAAACCGUGGAAUCCUACAAGUUGUUCUUAUAUUAACAGCAUUUACUUGUUGGUUGUUUUGGUUAUGUUGUUACAUGGCACAAAUGAAUCCAUUAAUUGGACCUAAAUUAUCUAAUAAAACUAUACUUAUGAUGGCUCAAGAAUGGGGUACACCACUUGAACAAUAAAACGCAUAAAUAAUUGAUGUAACAUGAAAAUUCGUUCUUUGUAUAUAUAUAUAAACGUAUUAAUUAACUGAAUAUGUAUAUUCUGAGAAACUAGGAGUACUGUUAUAUAUAUAUAGGCAAAAUAUGCUUGUAUUUAUUAAUAUGAAAUUAAUUAUAUGUUAUUAUAUGUUAAGUUUAAAUAUUUGUGUACAAAUAUUUUUAGGCAAUUUAUGGCACGAAUAACAAGUGGCAUAUUCAUAACAAAAAAAAAAAAACUUCUUUUCAGUUAAUUGUAAGAUAUAUACAUUUAUAUAGGAUGACCUAAAAAAAAGGUCACCUAAAUAUUUUCUUUGUUUUUUAUGAUGCAACAAAUUUUUAUGGCAUACUUUGAAAUGGUUUAAAAAGAGUUAUGUUUUUAUAGGUCAUUUUUUUUUAUUAUCCCUUGUAGCGAGUAAAAUAUACAUGUCUUUUGGCAUUAAUACAAUUAAUAAAGUUGUUUACAAUUAAUAAUUUGGCCGGCAUAUUCACUUGAUCUAAUUCCAUUAGAUUUUUUUCUAUAUUAUAGAUUUCUAAACCAUUCAAAGUAAUGCCAUGUAAAAUUUGUCGUAUAAUAAAAACCAAAGAAAAUAUUUAGAUGAUUUUUUUUAGUUGGGACAACCUGUAUAUAGCAUAGAUUCUUAUCUUUGAAUUUUCCAUUUAAAACUCGCUCAUAUUAGAAUUAUUGACAACAAAAUUGUGUAGUAUUAAAUAAUUCCAUAAAAAUGUGAUUAUAUCCAAGUUCUACAUUUAGUGCUCAAUGACAACAAAACGAUGGUAUUACUUUUUAUUGUUGUAUCAUGUAAAUAUAUACUGCCAAUAUUGUGUA